Sorghum bicolor (sorghum) is the source of this 2244-nucleotide messenger RNA. RefSeq lists its product as uncharacterized. The record is from RefSeq and is a predicted model, not a curated record. Bases 1 to 1665 code for a protein of 554 amino acids. NCBI's taxonomy places the organism in Eukaryota, Viridiplantae, Streptophyta, Magnoliopsida, Poales, Poaceae. The transcript has 12 exons.
AUGCAGAUAGGUCAAACAAUUUUGCAAGCGAGGGAAGUUAAAGAUAAGGCCAGCAAGAUAGAGAAACAAUUCGGAUAUGAUUUUUUCUUUGCAAAUGAGUCUGAUUCAGAGAGUAUGUUGGCUAUGGCCUUUAAGCAAGUUGUAAUUCAGCGGCUCUCAAACUUUCGUCUUGAGGUCUUCUCCCCAGGUUCAGUGAGACACUUCCAAGAUUUUGGCAAACCCCAAAAGGGGUCUUUGGAUUGUAGUAUCAGCUCAUCAAAUGGAAAGCUUCUGUCUUCUCUCGCUGAAGCCAUUUUCUACUGUGUCAUUGAGGAUGCCAGAAAAAAUCACCUUGGGGGCGUAGGCAGUUUGUUUCAGAAGCGACAGCUCGACUACUCAAUGGAUUCCUCGGUUUGUAUACACAGAAUUUCUGAGGCAGAAGUAGUGAAAAAUGCUAAGAGGUGUCUGGAGACCAUUAGUCUAAUUAAGUCUUCUCACAAAGUACACGAAACAAAGAAUGGAUGGUGGCCACCUCCACAUUAUGAAACUUUGGUGAAGAUUGGGGGUCCUGAGUUAGUGCUUUGGGCCAAUGAGUACAUUCCUACCUAUAAGCUGCAAAUUAAUGCCAACGCAUUGGAGAAUUCUAACCAUGAAGGUCUUUUCGAGUUAGAAAGUAAUAGGUGGGAAGUUCUCUUAUCCCACUCCCAACUGGUGGAACUAGGGAACAUUCUAGACAUGUACUUUGAAGAUCAAUUCACAUUACCAGGCAAAACAUUCCAUCCUCAUUGGAAUUCAGAUCCGUCAAAGAUUAAAAAGAACAAUGGCUAUUUGAACAAUCUUUUCACUUUCUUGGCUGGGAGCUGUAUUUUUCUUUUUGUCACUGGCUUUGCUCGGUUAUGCUGGCCUCGAUCUUUUAGAGACAAAAUGCUAUUCAAUGAAAUUUCAAAUGUCUCAUCAUCUCAGAACUAUUGUUCUGAUAUAAAGUCUCUUGAUAACAGUGAGAUACAAGCUUAUUGCACGUCUCUUGUUAAGAAAAUGAAAGACUCAUAUGGCUGCCCUGGUGAGGUAAUGGUUGAUGCACACAUUGGAGCUUGGGUUGGAGAACUGCCUAAUUGCUUCAAGGAAAUCAAUAGCGAGGAUACUGCUGCUUCUGGCUAUUUUCAGCAUCCUGACACUCUUAGCCAAGAAAAUCAAUCCCAGUCUGUGCCAAUUAAUAUUAAGAUGUCCAAUUUGGAUCAAAAUGAUAGAACCCAGGAAACUCUGCAGAAUAUUGCUAGUUUUCAUGUACCUCGUGUGGUCAUAUCGGUAGAAGGUAAAGUAGUGGGAUUUCAGCCAACUAACCGCCCAGCUGUGAACCAUUGGGCAACAAACCCACUAGCAACACUUCUGUAUCAGGGGCGGUCACUUUCUCCAGGUAUUCUAGAACCAAGGCUUAAAAUUUCUCGUCCAGCUAAGGUUGCCCCGAUCGAAUUAUUGAUGUCAGUAAAUGAAGAUUCCUUUUUUUGCUUUGGCAAGGCCUGUUCAAGACCCAUGGUAGCCGAGGACCCUUCACUCAUGGAGUCCCUGUUGGUGAUUCAAGAAUGGGGUUCAGCUUUAACAGCCAUAUGGAAAUGCAUAUGGGUUCAUGGGAUUAAUGGAUUUUGUGCAUACGGAAGUCUCAGUAGUCUGCAAUAUUCAGCUCCUUGAGCUCCGAUUACAUAGAUAUCUAGCAACAUCAUUAUCUGACCACAUGGUAAAGAUUUGGAAUGUCGAUCAACGGCUUCAUUGCUUCAAGUUGGAAAUAAUUUUAGUCGGUCAUCAUUAUUGGGAUCUGGGACCGUGUUUCUCACUUCUCAGUAGACUGCUCAUUUGAUAAGUGCUUCCUAUGAUUGUACUGCAAGAUUGUGAACAAUUCCAAAGUGCCAGGACCAAGCCGGCUAAGACAGCCAGGAAGAGGAUGUCUGAAGGUUAUCCGACAAUAGGCGUGGGCGGUUCGGCAAGUGGCUGAUGGGCCAGCGUUUGUAAUCCUAGAUGAUUAGUUUGAUGCUUUGGGCUUUAGUAGCAUGGGCCGGUGUAAGUCGGUGGCUGGGCGAUCUGGUAUCGAAUAACUCAAUCCUGAACUCUGGACUCCUCAUUCUUCUGAACUAUCCUGUUGUUGUUCUUGCUUCCGCCACAAAUCCUCUGCUGUUUUCUACCCCAAACUCCAUUCCAAUCCACCAGAACGUGACACAAAAGUGUGAGAAUAAAUAAAUAGUGAUAGCAGGGCCUGAACAUGAUUUAGGGAAA